GUUGUUAUGAGUGGUUGAAUGCGUGUGAUCGCCGGAGGGGGUGCUGGAUGUUCUGUUUUGGUUUUUUUCGCAGUGGAUUAUUUAGACUAGUAACAGCCGCUGGUCCGGCGGGGCGCCUCUGAUGCUGCCGGCCCACCCGCCGCCCUCCUGCGCCACCCGCUGCGGUCUGUAGGCGCUCCCUGCCGUGGCCAGCUGCUCUCUGCGGGUGCUCUGAGGUCGGGCGGCGGCGGCGGCAUGGCGGCGCCGGCUCCCGGCCGCCUCUGAGCCUCUCCCCUGCCCCGCUGCUGCAGCAGCUCGCUGCCCGCGCCGCCCAGCAGCCAUGAGCCAGGAGCCGAUGAUCAGCGAUGGUGUGUCCGGCUCCAAGAAACUCUACCGCAUCGGCCAGUAUGAGCUGGAACAGACCAUCGGCAAGGGCAACUUUGCCGUGGUCAAAUUGGCCACCCACAUCAUCACACAGGCCAAGGUGGCCAUCAAGAUCAUCAAUAAGACGAAAUUGGACGCCGACAACCUCAACAAGAUUAUGCGGGAAGUGAAGAUAAUGAAAAUUCUCCGGCAUCCUCACAUCAUUCGCUUAUAUCAGGUGAUGGAGACUGAGAAAAUGAUCUACCUCGUGAUGGAGUACGCCAGCAAAGGGGAGAUCUUUGAUCAUAUGGUCGCCAACGGGCCACUCAAAGAGUCCGAGGCGCGGCCAUGGUUCCGACAAAUCCUGGCCGCCGUCCAGUACUGUCACCGCAAGAACGUCGUCCACCGCGACCUCAAGGCCGAAAACCUGCUGCUGGAUGCCGAGGACAGCAUUAAACUGGCCGACUUUGGCUUCAGCAACUUUUACUCCGAGUCGGACCCGCUGACAACCGGCUGCGGCAGUCCUCCGUACGCGGCGCCAGAGCUGUUCGAGGGAAAAGAGUACGACGGACCCAAGGCCGACGUAUGGAGUUUGGGAGUUGUUUUAUAUGUCCUUGUCUGCGGAGCUCUGCCGUUCGACGGCAAUACGCUACAAAUCCUGCGGGGCAAGAUUCUCUCCGGAAAAUUCCGGAUUCCCUACUUUAUGAGCACAGACUGCGAGAGCCUGAUCCGACACAUGAUGACAGUCGACCCGGAGAAGCGCUACAGCAUACCACAGGUGCUGCGCUGUCGGUGGGUCACCCAGGACCUGGACCCAGACGAGGCAGAGCGGGUGGUGUCCUUCUGCGAGCGACCCGACCUCGAUCAGCCGCCGCCUGUACAGCAGAGUGUGGUGGAGCUGAUAGCCCAGCUGCCCGGAGUGACGGCCCAGCAGGUCCAGCAGUCUGUACAGUCGAACCUGUACGACGACCUGGCCGCCUGCUAUCACCUGUUGUGUGAUCAGGCGGCGACGGCUCCCCUCCUGCCCACGGCCGCCGCGGCGCCCGCCCUGCCCAAGGUCCUCACCUCCAUAUGGAGUGAAGAGGCCGACAAGGGACAGUUCGAGGACGCCGAGCGUCACCUGGAGCUGGAUCUGGAGGAGACGUCCAGCAACAGAGACCAGUACCACUGUUCGCGGCGGCACACGGUCGGGCCCGGCGACACGGCGCAUACACAAGUUCAGGUAUCGUUCGGGGUUCCGCCCGCCUGGGGCUACGGCGUGCCGACCGGCGUGGGCGGCGGCGGCGGCGCGGCGCGUCUGUACCCGGUGCUGCCGCAGACGAAUCUGGCGCAGAACCUGCCGCUGGUGCAGCACCAGCCACCGCAGCGGUUCAGCACCAAGGAUCAGCAUCUGCUCAAACCGCCCACUGUGCUCGGCGCCUUCGGCGGGUUCGGUCGCCGCGCUUCGGACGGCGGUGCGAACCUGCAGCUGAGUUACCGGCAGCCGGGCGGAGCCGCGCAGCCGGCUAGUCAGGAGCAGCUCUGCCUGCUACAGAGGACCGGUGCCGAGCCCGGAGCGCCCGGAGCAGACGGAGAGAUGGAGGAUGGCGGAGCGAGGUACGGUGACGACAAACGCCUGGACGAGAGCUCACUGUGCGAACGACGGGUCAGCGCCGGGAGCGCGGGUAGCACCAAAAUCCGCCGGCCCAGCCUCAAAGAGCCGCCUUCAGGCAGUGCGUCUGCCUUUAUGUUGGAGCGAGCGCUGAUCACACAGCAGCGCAUCCAACCGAUUGGCGCCGACGGUAACGGCCGGCGGAGGAGGACGGGUCUGAUUACGGUGGGCCUGUCCCCGGUCCUGGAGAACUCCACUCUUCAUACACCUACAGUCGGAGAGAGCACCGAUACGACCUACGGCGGCCACUACCCCAACUCGCUACGUAUUCCCUCGGACCGCUACACCCGCCGUGUGAGCGACUCGUCAAUGCUGGGACAAGACCAGGACGCCGUACGGGAACUGGAACAGCUUAAGCAACACAGCCGGUCGGUGGACAGCACCACGAUGCAGGAGUUGCAGCUGCAACACACGCGCCACUUUCUGCAGCGAAGACAGGAGGGCGUCGGACAGCUGGGAGCGCCAGGCGGACUCGCUCACACGGGUAGCCACAGCGACCAGGCGCUACUACGUAACAUGGAAACGCUGCGACUACAGACUGAUGUGUCCCUGCAGCCGUUCGGACUUGGACCAGUCAGUGCCACCCUGCAGCGUCACAGCUGUCCCGGCUCCCCCGUCUCGCUGCCGACCCGUCUGGUGAGCGCCCCGUGCUCGGCCGGCGGCAGCAUCACCUCUGGUACCUCCAACUCGAGCGCGGCCGCCUCCCGCGAGCAGCUGGUGCCGCUAGAGACCGGUCUCCACCACCUGCCGCAGCUGCCGCACCGCGCCGGCAGUCCUCUGACGGCCGCCAACCUGGGCCGCAUCCAGGAGGACUCUGAGAUGCUGCUGGGCAUGCCGUUGGUGGCGCCGCCGGCCGCCGGCCAGCGGAUGUCGAUCACGACGGGCACGCUAGCGCCGGAGCCGGCCGCCGCGCCGGCCAUCUCUGUGACCGACGAGAGCGGCGCGCCGGUGGUGGACGGCCAGCCGCCGCCGCCGCCGCUCUACCAGGUGGUGCCGGCCGGCGCGCGGCCGCAGAGGCCCAGCAUCACGCGCGGCACGGGCCUGCGCCAGUUCUGGGGCGUGCCCGGCUGGCCGGGGCUCGAUCAGAUGGAGGUGGACUCUGAGAGUGCGCCGGCGGAGGGCGGCGGUCCGCACCAGGACCAGCAGCUGCUCAUCACUAACUGAGCCGCCGCCGAGCCGAACGCCGCCGAACGCAGCGGUGGCUGUUUUCGCCAUGACUGCGUGGAGUCAAACACGCAUAAUUCGCUCGCAUUUUAGCUGGCGCGGCGUCGCCCGCGCUGCGCACUUGCAUUCCACGGGAGGCGUCGCCUGACGGCCGCGCCAGCCUCGCCAAUAUCAUGGAGAGUAGAUUUUCGGGAUGGAUGCUAGGUCGACAUUGUUUUUCCUCUCUGGACGGCGGUAUAGAUGUCUGUUUUGCAUGGUUGUUGCGUCGCGCCGCGUCCAAUUUUGGUGGAGCUGUAACCCACCCGUCUCUGCCCCUUCGGCGACUGGGUCGGCGCGACCGCUGCGCCCCCCAUUUGCCGACUUUGAUUUUCAGUCUGUGAUACUGCCGUGCGGUGUAUGUAUAUAAAUCGUUUCAUCAUUCCACUAUGCAUGGCUGGUGGUGAGGGUCGCCGUCGACGCCGUGACCGCUGUGUGGCGGAUAGCGGCGCUUCUGGGCGACCUGUCCGAGCUUCUGUAGGCGACGUGGGCGGGCACCCGCGGGCCGGCGACCUGCGGGGUCGGGCCGGGCGGGCGAUCAGUCGAGGCAUUCCUGGUGGGACACCACCAAACCUGACAGAGCGAGAGAGAGAGUGAGAGAGAGCGAGGGAGCACGGGUAGAGCGAACGCGCGUUACUUUUUCCCUGUCAUCGUGGCAUGUGCAAUGCUGAAUCCGAGAGCGGGUAUAUAUGGUAAACGGGACGGCCGGGCCGACUGGUGGGGGCCGAGAGAGCUCCCUCAGUGUGAUACCGCGAGCGGGCGCAUCCUGUGUGUGUGCGUGUGUGUCGGCUCGGGCCGCGCCGGGCCCGGCGGGGCGCUUCUCUCGCAUUCCGCGGCCUCCGUUGGCCGCGCGAGGUGACGGGCCCGCUGGCGGCGGCCGUUUCCGACAAUAAUGUUUAGUGGUGUGGGCGGGAGAUGGCGCCGGUGUCGUCACGCGCCUCUCCCAGGGCGCACGGCGGUGACCGGUCAGCUGGGGCCUUAGUGUAUCUAUAUACUUCAAACCAAGUGUGAGCGCGGAAUAUGUGUGUAAAUAACUAUGUAAAAGAUCAUCUCCGUCUAACGACUCAAUGGAAUAAAAAAUAAACUCAAA
Amphibalanus amphitrite is the source of this 4283-nucleotide messenger RNA. RefSeq names its product serine/threonine-protein kinase SIK3-like. Gene Ontology annotation, molecular function: tau-protein kinase activity; protein serine/threonine kinase activity; ATP binding. NCBI's taxonomy places the organism in Eukaryota, Metazoa, Arthropoda, Thecostraca, Balanomorpha, Balanidae. The record is from RefSeq and is a predicted model, not a curated record. The transcript is spliced from 18 exons. Bases 320 to 3157 code for a protein of 945 amino acids. Gene Ontology annotation, cellular component: cytoplasm. Gene Ontology annotation, biological process: microtubule cytoskeleton organization; intracellular signal transduction; protein phosphorylation.